Molecule: messenger RNA, 2271 nt
Organism: Fusarium odoratissimum NRRL 54006
Lineage: Eukaryota; Fungi; Ascomycota; Sordariomycetes; Hypocreales; Nectriaceae
Exons: 3
Coding region: 34-2271 (745 amino acids)
Source: RefSeq, a predicted model, not a curated record
UGUCACUCGUUCAAUCAAUUGUUAAUCUUCAUCAUGCGCCUGUCUUCAGGCCUCCUCCUGGCCAGCGCCUCCAGUGCGUUUGGCCAAUUUAAGCAGUUUACGAGAUUUACAAACACUAGCACCCCUGCUGUCGAGACCUCAACCUCUUCCACUGAAUUCGAGACUUCUUCUGUCCCGCCUACCGCGAGUAUCGAAACCACUGCCACCAGUGUUGAGACCACCACUUCAUCCUCAGCAUCAGUCCUUGCACCAAUUGUACUCAAUCUCAAAGACGCCAUAUUGGGCCCGGGUGCUUCUUUCUACCCACCACCUGACGGAGAUACUAUCCUUAUGUCUCCUGUGGCCACUGACUCUACCCUCAAGCGUCGCGCUGUUCCUGUUCCUGCUCCGAUCGUCAUUACCUCCUUGAAUCUCCCCAACAAUGCAGUUUCCUCUUUUAAACAACAAUUGACUUCAUCUCUAGCUGCUACCCUAAGUAUUAACGUGGCACGUUUCAUAGUUACAAAUAUCACAUGCACUCCAGGCAUGUGCGGCGGACUCAGUAAGCGGGCUGAGAGUAGCCCUUGUGCUUUCGAAAUUGUCGCCAAUGGUGAGGUUGUCCAGAUUGAACCUAUUCCCGAGAGGUUCAGCGGCAGUCUUGAAAUAUCUACCAACCCUUUUUUCCUGAAGCUCUCCAACGAAUAUAAAUUCCAACAAGCUUGCGGCGAUGUAAUCGUCCCUGUAAUCAUUGAAGGGGUCGCCCUCAAGGAUGCUCAGGGUGCAAGUUCAACUCCUAUUCCUUCCCUCAGUAUUGGUAUUCCUACUAGUAGUGAGACUGGUUCUUCUACCGAAACCAACGACGCAGAGUUUACUACCAACUCCGAAGGCGAAACCAUCUUCCCUACCGAGACUGCUACUGAAACCAACAGUCAAGAGUUUACGACCAACUCUGACGGUGAAAUUAUCUUCCCUACUGGGACUGCCCCUGGUGCCAGUAGUGAAGUUGUCGCUACAAACGCCGAGGGUACCACUACCAACUCAGAGGGCGAGACUGCCUUCCCCACUGGUACUUCUACCGGUACAAUUUCUUCUGCUUCUUCAACAACUACUUCAAUUGCUGGGUUUCCCGGUGAUGUCGGCGGUUUCAGUCUCUUCGGAUGUGCAGGGUCUACCGCUGGCUUCCCUACCUAUACCCUUGCUGAGUCCAGCCCGUUGAUGGACCUCAACGUGUGUGCUGGCCUUUGCGAAGGACGUGCUCAUUUUGGCGUCCAUGAUACUGCUUGUUACUGCGGUGAUGUGUAUGACUUUGAUAGUACUGUCUGGUACAACCUGGACCAAUGCGAUAUUGAGUGUCCUGGAGACAAGACCCAAUUCUGUGGAGGUGAAGUCGAGAGCAAGCUUCGAGCCCGCCAGGCCAUCUCUAGCAAUAUCCUUCUUACACUCUACGCUAAGGCCGAGGCUGCUAUCUCUCUUACUGAGUCUGUCACCCAAACGGUAACAAACCAGGAGACCAUUAUUACCACUUUUACCACUGUCGCUAGCGGUGAAAGCAUAGCCACCGAGGUCGUCACCGCCACUCUGGUAUGCAUUGAUGGGAAAUGCCAUUCAAGCAGCUCUAACACCGUUGCCGUCUACAUUUUUGUCGAGGUCAACGGCAGUGAUUGUAACGGCCAAUGGGUCUAUAUCUCUGAGCCCUGCCCUGGCGGCCAACAGCAUAUUCCCCAUCUCUGCUCAGACGGAAAAUGCGCCAGCCUCAAGGUUUACAAGCCUCAACAAUGCCCAGAUUGGUAUAACUAUAAGUCCUUCUUUGUUCCAGCAGAUUGCACAACUUGCGCUCAAGGCAAGAUUAGUUAUCAGCCUUGGGAGAAGUCUUGGGGUACGCCUGAUAACUGCAACGGCCAAGUUCCUACCUGCGACACAUUCGGAUGUCCUUCCCAACAGGGCGUUGUUAAACCCCACCACGGUAUCAGCUGGAACUCCACUAUUCCUCAUGGAGGUUCCGGAGGAGGCUAUAACCCCAGCCCCAAUGGCGGUUCCAGUGGAGGAUCAAGCUCAGGCUCGAACGGAGAUUCAAGUGGAGGUUCAAGUGGAGGCUCCAGUGAAGAUUCCAGUGGCGGCAGCGGCGGUGGUUCAAACGGAGGUUCCAGCUCUGGUUCCCAAGGAGACACAGAGGGUUCUGGCGCCCCUGGUUCUAAAGGCUCUUACCCCAGCACUGUCCCUGUUAUUAGUGGUGCUAUCAAGAAGGCCUCUGGUGUACUUUCUCUUCUUGCCGGACUUUUAGCCCUUCUGUGA